This is a messenger RNA of Aplysia californica (California sea hare), 5238 nucleotides long. RefSeq lists its product as uncharacterized. Lineage: Eukaryota; Metazoa; Mollusca; Gastropoda; Aplysiida; Aplysiidae. Gene Ontology annotation, molecular function: protein binding. The record is from RefSeq and is a predicted model, not a curated record.
GCAACACACGGGAGCAGGUACACACAGGUGCCGGGGCUUGAUUUCUUGUCAAAACAUAAACUUCAAAACAAGCCCAAGUUCCAGUUUUCUCAAGUAAUCACGUCAUCAUCACCAUAGAAACAAAACCUUUGUGAAUUUUCACCAUAGCAGCAGGUUUGAGCAAGACGAGGGACCUGCUAAUAAAUUAACUCUAAGCCACCGGCGUACGUCAAGGAUGAAUUCGUCUGACGUAAAUCGUCAAACCAGUUUGUGGAAAGAUGAACAAAGACCUAAUGGAACCAAUAUCAGUGCCAUCGCUGGUGAAUUGGCGGGUAAAGCUCAUGUUUUGCCAUGUGGUGCUACUUCCGUUACAGGUCUUUACCCCCCUGGAGAAGCAGCAUGUGUGGAUAUAAAACCGUUACCAGAUCACAAACGAGCAGUUUAUCACAGUUCGGAGGUAGCGCUAGUCUGCCAAGAACCGAUUCUACGAGCAUCUGUUGAUUCUUCGACGAAUGUUGUGUCUACAGAAACAGAUACGUUUGUGCCGGCAGUGGUUAAACAGAGGUUUGGGGAGGCUUGUUCUUCUACAAAAGUGGUGAAAAUAUACGACGGUCCUCGCGGUUUUUGUGGCCCAGAAAAUCGGGAAGAGAACGAAGUGAAGGGUAUUAAUUGUGGAAUCCCCGAUAUUUUGGAGCCCGCGGAAAUCAAGGUGACAGAGCUGGUUGCUGGUUUGCUUAAAAGCAGCUCCAAAUUUUAUCCAAAUGUAUCGGAAACAAGGGAAAAUCAUGGGAGAUUCGUAGGGUCAUCUGAGAACAACUCUGAAAGCUACUUCCCAGAAAUACUAUUAAACAACGAGAAGAUUUCACUGAAUGACCGAGGUCUGGAAAGCAUAAGUCCAGGGACUGCGGUUAAAGUAGACCCUGAAUGUCUUUCUAAGGACAAUUUACUGAAUCCAUCUGGCCCCGGAAAAAGAAUCAAGAAAACGUCUAAAGUAAGAUUUGCCUCUGAUGUAAAAGACGCAUCUUAUGAUAACCUAGUUUGUUUGAAUCCAGAGCCCUUGUCGUGUGAGGUGAAAGGCAAAGGAAUAUUAAAAAGACAUUCUGAAAUACUGCGACCACUGUGCUGUUCUGGGGAACACAGCGAAUCAAAAUCAAAUACAUCACAACGUGUGUGUUCACAGCAUCGAAGAGCUGUCAGUGCCAGUGUCUUGACAGACAGAGAAAGGUGCGCGCUGGGGACACUUCCCUGCGCUUAUACGUCGUCGCUUGGAGGUAGGGCUGAUUAUUUCACUCACAGGACAGGUCAGGAGUUGUUUGGAGUUGGUCAUGGUAACCGACUCACACAAGGACUGACAAAUCAGCAGAGUUUUCAAUUGCAAAGAGAGGUUACUAGCGGAGAAAAGGUAAGGAGUGAGCACACCAGUCAAGUAGGACAACAUUUCAGCCCGUUUGGCGGAGAAUAUGUCCGGAAUGCUGUAGUUGAGGACUGUGCGUUAUACUCUGCUCUAACUAACCACGGCUGUUUCUGUACCGCCGUCGCUCACACCCACAUUCAGCAGAAGACGGGGGAAAACUCAGCACAAAGAACUGUCCCCCUCUGUGAGCGACCCUCAACCAUAAGCCGUAAUUCAUUAGGCGCAUUUGAUGCAAGUGUGUCGGACAACCUGUGUGUUGUAGAACUUGUAGCGAUCUACACACAUCUAACGGAGUGUGCUUUCUUGGACUUGUCUUCGUCUUUUGGCGACUUUUUCUUGGAGACUGUGCUCGUUGUUUGUUCCGAGACAUCCCGCGGUUUGAAAGCAGCAAACAGGAACCUUGGUUUAGAUUAUCUUGAUCUUUGUGAGAAGACUACAGUUGAACUUGACAGUGAUAACAACCGCGGUGAGAGUGCUUGGCGAAACUCGUUGAGCGAAGGGUUCUCUGAUGUUUCGUUUUACUCUAAAGUAGACCAAGUUUUUGACCAUGUGUCCCUGCCUUCCCUAGACACGAAGUCGCCGGGUAGAACGGAAAUUGAAGAAGAAAAGAACAACAGCCCCCAACUCCAACCAGAAACACACGCAACCAAUUUCUGUACCACAGCGGAAACAGCGUCGUGUUAUCAGCACACGUCUGAUAUAAUGGAAAGGAGACGUGAGAGACACGCGGAAGAUCUGUCGAGGAGAGUUGGAGAGAGAGGAAACACAGCCGGCGUCAGUCCAAACUCAAGGGUGUCACGAGGGAAAGACGGUAAGGUCCCAAGUGCUGUUAAUCCGCCUCGCUUACAAGUAGUUAAUGAAGUUGAACAUCCGUGUGUCGGGUCUGCGAUUGCGCAAUUAGAGAAACAACUCAGUGGCAAUGCCAGACGCGGCAAGGGAGACGAUCAGCGCUCGACGACAACCGUAGACCGUCAUAGCUCUGAACCAGGUGUUGUACGUCGCUCUUCAACAAAUGAUGCCAAUGCAAAUGACGGCUUAACAAAGAAGACUCCCAAAGCCGUACGUGCGCCCAGCUCAGUAGCAAAAGGACGAGGUGAAACAGGAGGCCAGAGCAUCCCUCAAGCUGGGCGUUUCGUCGUCACACAUUGCCAAUCGCCAACGGACAACGAGAAGUCCAACUCUGAUCUGUCUCCUUCACGACAAGAGCAUAAAAGCAGCUUUUUUCCUCGGCCGGUCUCUCCUUUAGCAAAACAGGAAGGCUUCGCAAUCGAGGUGGUUGUGCCACCUGCUGGAAGGGUUUAUGCCCCUCUCUCGUCUUCUCCCGUGAAGCAGAACUCCCCCGUGGCAGCUGUGACAGGCGUUCUUCAAGCUGGCAGGGUGUACUCCUCGCAAGCGCCUUCUCCUAUAACUCCGAGUCCGACUUUCACUUCUUGCUCGUCCCCCGUCUCGCCAGUUGGCAGAAUUUACGGCCCCAUAUCGUCAGCUCUGACUUCUCAGGACGGCAUCAACACGCCUAACACCAGCGGACUGCCAGCUGGCAGUGGGACGGUAUCAUCAUCAUCGUCAGCAGCAGCAACAGUCAGAUCUAGCAGCCCGCAGCGUGCAGGAAUCUCUGCGUCUCCCGGCACUAGCCCCACGCCAUCGCCCACAGUCUACAGACGUCUCGGUCUCCGCCGAAACUUCUUCGCUGGACACCUCAAAAACAUACCUGACGUCACGUCCGUCCGACGCACACCGUCCCCCCUCAACACACCCAGUACCCCUUCGUCUGUGUCCACCACCUCUAACGACCUGACGCCAGAUCUGUUGGCUGGCGCCACAAUCCCAGAAGCUAUAGACGAGAAGGCAUCUAUAGCUCAGCGCAUCUACUGGAGGGCAGCCUCAGACCUCCACUCCCAGGACGCAAACAGGAUACAAAACGCCAAGCUCAUGCUGCGAAGACUCAAAGAGGCGGGAUUCGAACCCAGAACCAAGGCCAUGUCCCACCCAGUGACCUCCUGUCCAUCAUCCCCCGAGCUACCUUCCAUCACCAUCACCCGCCCCGCCAUCCUCACCAGCAACACCGGGACCCGCAGCCCCAGUCCUAGGAGAAGUCUGAGCCCCAACAGCAACAACAACAGUAACAACAACAGCAGCAACAACAGCAACAACAACAGCAACAACAAUAGCAACAGCAACAGCAAUAGUCGUUGUGGCAGUGGUGAAUGGUCAGUUGAUGCAGGGGCCGCAGUGAGCAGUGGUGGGAGAUCCAAGGUGUCCAGCAAUACGGAAUUGUUUGUGGACAGUAUCGAUAUUAAGGAGCUCAAGGACGGGUUGAACAAGUGUUCGAAGACUUCUCAUAAAAGCAGACUAUCAGGGUCCUACUCCGAUCCAAAUUUGUUUAAAAAGCAACAAGAUCUGUCGUCAUCGCCGUUGCUUGACGCUAUGGACACAGGGAACGUAUCCCACCGGAAGGACUCCGUCUCCCGGAUCCGGAAGCGCUCCUCGAUUCCGAUGUCCUGCUCCAAGAGACGAAAAAGUAGUGUGACGUCACAGCAGCUGCGUAUGCAAAGGAGGCACAGCGCCAAACAAACGGAAGAUGUCCAUCAACACUUGCAUCCAAAGCAUGAAGCAGGACCGCGCUGACUACGAUGAACAGUUGAACGGUGUGAAAAAUGUGGGAGCUUUCGCGGAGGAGGAAACUCUAAAAGUACUGUUCGCCAAAAGUGACGCCAUUUCCUGCAUUAUCGAUGCCAUGAAGAAGUUCCCGGAGAAGGAAGAGCUUCAACUGAACGCCUGCCUCUCACUACUCAAGAUGGCUUCCGCUUCAGACGAAACUUGCCUUGAUGUAGCACUCGCUGGCGGGACGCGGACUGUGGUCAGAGCUCUGACGUCACAGCGGUCAAAUGUGACCGUGGUAGAGUGUGGCUGCUGGGCUCUGGCAAACCUAACAGCCUCAGAGCCCACUUGCGAAGAGCUGGUGAGUCUUGGAGGAGUCGCUGCUAUCCUGGACCUGCUACAGGAGUACUCUCAAGAGGAGAACCUACAGGACUAUGGCAUCCGAGUCCUGUGUAAUCUCAGCGCUUGUGAUCACACAGUCCAGGCGGUAUGCUCCGAGAAGAACACGAGACAACUGCUUCAGAACGUGUUGGUGAACUUCCCGGAGAGCGUGGAACUUCUGGAGAUAACGUUAAUCACUCUUAGCCAACUGGUGCUGGGCGAUGACCAUAGUCUGGGUGGUCUGCCUAUGGUUCGUUGUGCCCGGGAUGUGGUGAUUGUGAUGUUAGCCUUCCCUGAAAACAGUCUCAUUCAGGAACACGGCUGCAAAGUCAUUGGCAACAUGGCCGUUAACGAUCUGAAGGAAGAGGAAGCAUGUCUCAUCGAUCACACCCUCAUGAGCAUCCUGGCCUCCAUACAAAAUGACCCAGACGUGACCUUGUAUGUCUGUCAGUCCAUAGAGAACAUGAUGAAGACAGAUGUUGGUCGAGAGACGUUCAUGAAAGAAAACCGGAUGGGAGUGAUCAUGGUGGCCAUGAAUACAUUCACAGACAACUGCCAGAUACAUCAAUGUUGCUGUAAAGUCAUAGCAGUUGUAGCCCUGUACGUGGACACAAAGAAGAGACUGAUCACGGAGACAACUUUGAAAUGUGUGCUCAGAUCUAUGGAACUGUUUCCUGGAGAUAUAGAGCUGCAGAUUGUGGGUUGUGGCACCAUCUCAUGCAUUGUGGAGAAAAUAUCAAUCCUGAAGCAUGAACUCAUUGGGCAAAGGGGCAUCACUCUCAUCCAUAAAGCAGUGACCAGUUACCCCAGUGAGGCGAGACUGGCAGUCGUAGCCCUUUUGGCUAUUGGUCACAUUCUGCCAUUAG